Molecule: messenger RNA, 1775 nt
Organism: Nannospalax galili (Upper Galilee mountains blind mole rat)
Lineage: Eukaryota; Metazoa; Chordata; Mammalia; Rodentia; Spalacidae
Gene: Morn4
Product: MORN repeat containing 4
Exons: 5
Coding region: 239-679 (146 amino acids)
Source: RefSeq, a predicted model, not a curated record
AGUGCGGCCGUCAGGGAUGGCGGCGUCCAGUGGGGCUGCCGCUGGUGGAGGUGGCGGAGAGGAAGGUGGCCUUGGGGAGCCAGGCGCAGCUGAGGUCCCGGCAGCUGGAGCCCCGCGCGGCGGGGCGUGAUCUUAGUCCCGGAGAGGCGGAGCCCAGGUUGGCUCGCAGCGCGGGUAGGAGGAGGUCACGUGAAUGUGGUCUGCCAGUUUUCAUCCUUUUCUUCUAUAAGCUGUCACCAUGACCCUGACAAAAGGUUCCUUCACUUACUCCAGUGGGGAGGAAUACCGUGGCGAGUGGAAAGAGGGACGCAGACAUGGUUUUGGUCAGCUGAUGUUUGCAGAUGGUGGCACCUAUCUGGGUCACUUUGAGAAUGGACUCUUUAACGGCUUUGGGGUACUGACCUUUUCAGAUGGCUCAAGAUAUGAGGGAGAGUUUGCCCAGGGCAAGUUUAAUGGUGUUGGAGUCUUCAUUCGACAUGACAACAUGACCUUUGAGGGGGAAUUUAAGAAUGGCAGAGUAGAUGGUUUUGGCCUGCUGACUUUCCCUGAUGGUUCUCAUGGAAUACCCCGCAAUGAAGGUCUGUUUGAGAACAAUAAGCUGUUGAGGCGUGAGAAGUGUUCUGCUGUGGUUCAGCGGGCCCAGAGUGCCUCCAAGUCUGCCAGGAACCUCACUGUCUGAUGGAGCUUUGGGCAUAGUUGGAAAAACAUCUGAAAAUCAAAAUCCCCUUGUUCACUUUAGGUGAACAAAUAACCAGAUAUGAGCAUGACCCUGGUGCCAAAGCCUGUGAGGUGUUCCACCACCUGCCAGUCAGGAAUACAGUCACAGAAAAGUGUGGAGAAUUUUGGCCCUCAGAUCCCACAGCAGUUGUGUGCUUCCCUGACCCUUCUGUGCUAGAGAACAGGAACUGCCUCUUCUUUGUUGGUACUUCCUGCUCCUAAGACCUUGGGUUACCCAUGCUGUGGUCUUCACGCCAUUUGCUGUCAAUGAAAUAGAAUCUCUUCAUUUUGCCUACACUUGGGGCAGAUGAUCCGAGCCUCGACUUAGGGCCAGUCCUACGUGCUGGAGAAAUGAGGAAGAAUAUAGGGGUGGCUUAGGUAGAAUAGUGCUGUUCAAUCAAAGCCUGAGCUCUUCUGGAGUCUGCUUCAGGCUGGUCUUUGUCUGUGCUUAUUCCCCCUGUGAAGGAUUCAGUAAAAGUACUGUUUUCUUCUCCCUCGAUGUUAUAAACUGUGUUCCUAGUCUGAGUUACAGCAGGUGAUUCAAUCCCCAUUUGUGCCUCUUUCUUCCCUUAGAUAUCAGACAGGAUCCCUUUAUGGUAAGAAACUAAUGUAAAAGCAAAUGUGUAACUUGUAUUCAUUACUGACCCCUGGGCAAAGCGUAGACCUCCAAGGCCCCUUCAGGCCUCCCAUGGAGUGACCUGAAGGCUUAAGCUGAGGGUUCUUUCCCAGUGCAUCAAUGAAUCAGACUCACAGCCCCUUGGGUGCUGGUACACUUAGGCUCCUCUUAGGCUUGUAUGAACUGAGCAUUUGCUCCUCACAUUUGGCUCAUUAACUCUUCAAGCAAGAGCCUUGGCCUUUAGGUCUGUGACAGAUUUUCUUGCUAAGAUCAUCACAAGCCUUCCAUUUAGCGCAGGUUCCAGCCCUAGCCCCAGCUCUCUCACCGAAUCUCCCUCAACAGCAGACUAGUGGAACUUAUAGCCGUGUGCCUCUAUUUAUUCUUUGAACUGCACUGUAGAAACAAGUGUUUAUAGAAAUAAACCAAACACCAGAACUGCCUA